AGAGAAGCUGAGGGACAUAUGUUCUAAGCACACAGUUAAUGCGGCUGUAGUGCCAUGGACUAGGAGCUGUGUAGGCCAAAAAUUACUCACAGUGUGUUGUCUCCUCCGGCGAGGGGAACUGUACGCCGGCUUCAACUCCUAUAAACACGGGCCAUGUGAAUGUUGGCGUUUCAUAAGCGAUGUGUUCGUCUCAUGGGAACAGCCUUCUACUUUGGUUCAAUAAAACAAGCUUCAAGGAACUCAACUGAACAACAAUUUGCAACUUUAAAGUGUUACCAUUUGCAAGGUGUCUGGAAGUCUCCACUUAUUAUAGUGACUAGAAAUAUGGCAACAGUUCGCCAUUUGAAUCAAGAAGAAGCAAUUAAUGUGGACCAAGAACUCUUUAAUGAAUAUCAGUUCAGUGUUGACCAACUGAUGGAAUUGGCAGGCCUCAGUUGUGCUCAUGCUAUUGCUCAGACUUACAAUCCUGAUUCAACAAAAUCUGUCCUGGUGUGCUGUGGACCAGGGAACAAUGGUGGCGAUGGUCUGGUAUGCUCUAGACAUCUCAAGUUGUUGGGUUUUUCUCCAGUAAUCCUCUACCCUAAACCAACUGAUAAGCCAUUGUUCAGAAGUUUGGUAAAACAGUGUCAGAUGUAUGGCUUGUCAUUCAUUGAUGAGAUGCCUGAUCUAGAAACUCUAAAUAGAAAAUAUAAUUUAGCAGUGGAUGCUCUGUUUGGGUUUAGCUUCAAGCCUCCAGUACGACCUCUGUUUGCUCCCAUCUUGAAGCUUCUCGCACAAUGUUCAGUGCCUGUGGUGAGCAUUGAUAUUCCUUCAGGAUGGCACGUAGAAGAUGGACCUUCAACAAGUUCUGAUGCCCUGACACCCGACAUGCUCAUCUCUCUUACUGCCCCAAAACAGUGUGCAAAACACUUUAAUGGUCGGUUUCAUAUCUUGGGUGGAAGAUUUGUACCACCACAACUAAGUGAGAAGUAUCAACUGAACCUUCCUGAAUACCCUGGCACCAGUCAAACUGUGGUAUUGGCAUCCAAGACAUAGAAACUAUUGCCCAGUUAUAUUGUUGAUACAAGGGUUUCCUCUUUCUAGAAAAUGGUUGGCAACAGUUUAUGGGCAUCAGUCCACCCAAUAUGAGCUAUUAAAAUAAUCUACUAUAACUAAGUAAUCUACUGUACUACUAUAAAAAUAAUGGAAGCCACUAAACAUAAAUGUUAUGUUGCUUGCAAUUAAUAAGAUAUAAUUUAUUUGAAUAUUCUUUUAACUCCUGAAGGAUUAAUAUCUAUACAUUUAUAUACAAUAAUGUAUAUUACAACCUUUUCAAGUGUUAAAAGCCAUGUUUAUUCAUUAAAUAUUUAUACACAUUAA
This is a messenger RNA of Procambarus clarkii (red swamp crayfish), 1359 nucleotides long. It is a transcript of the gene Naxe, whose product is annotated as NAD(P)HX epimerase. The record is from RefSeq and is a predicted model, not a curated record. Lineage: Eukaryota; Metazoa; Arthropoda; Malacostraca; Decapoda; Cambaridae. Gene Ontology annotation, molecular function: NAD(P)HX epimerase activity. Gene Ontology annotation, cellular component: mitochondrion.